Messenger RNA from Cinara cedri, 3518 nucleotides. The record is from the annotation of a GenBank genome assembly. NCBI's taxonomy places the organism in Eukaryota, Metazoa, Arthropoda, Insecta, Hemiptera, Aphididae.
AUGAUGAGAUGUCAUAAGAAUAAGAAAGUCAGAAGAAGAUGUAAACACUGCUAUCAAAGUAGAGCAGCACUGGUUGGAUCAGUACAAGUUGCAAAUGAAGUUAGGAAAGUUUCAACUUUCUGCUUCACUUGUUAUACUUACGACUGUUUCAAUGUUUAUCAUAAAAACUAAUGAAGUAUAGGUAUUUAUAUAGUUUUUAAUUUAAUUUAACUAUAACUAUUAAAAAUGUAUUAUUUUAUUUUUAAUUAUAUAUUUUAUAUGUUGUUUCAUUGUCUCUUAAGUCUAAAACAAUUAAAUCUUUAAAGAAAAUAUAGUUAUUUUAAGAAUGCUACAAAAAUUUAUUAUAAAUCUUAAGGUAUUUUUACUUUAAAUAUCUAAUAUUAUUUUAAGAGUAUGAAAAAAAGAACAGUUUUUUACAUAUUAAAUGGUUGAUUAAAAUUAUACAUUUACUAAUAGGUAAUGGUCAUUUUUAUGUAAACAUUGUAUCUGAGUAUACUGUUGACAUAUUUUCUCUUUAUAUAAUGGUAAAAAAAAAAAAAUUAAAAAUUGGUCCAAUUUUAAAGAAACAUACAUUUAAAAAUAUAUUAUUUGCAGCUGCCCACAAUUAUUUUAGGAUAUCCUACAGUGUUAUACUUAUGCUAAUAACUUUGUUAAUAUUAAUUUUUUCUUCAUCCCUGAAAAAUAUAACUUUAUUUUUCCACUUUUAAAAUUUUUAAAAUAACUAUUUUAUAAAAUAUAUAUUAUUCUAAAAAUGUUAAUGUACAUAUACUUUUAAAUCUGGUCAAUAGUUUCUUAGUUAUAGUGACUUCUAUUAUUCAAUAUAGAUAAGGAAUUACCAUGUUGAUUGUGAUUCCUUAUCGUGUAUGUUUUUCUAUUGAAAAUUAAUUGUUUUCACACUAAUUUUCUAGAAAUUCAUUUGGCUAUUACUAAGAAACUAUGGAUCGGAUAUGAAUGUAUGUUACAUUAAAAGUUUUAAAAUAAUUUUUUUUACAAAAUUGCUAUUUUGAAAAGUGUUAAAAUAAAGUUUUUUUUCUCAAUAAUUAAACGAUGAAAAUAAUAGUUUAAUUUUUCUCAGUAUAUGUGUCCCCCUCGCACUAAACCUGGUUGAAAAAAAAUGAAUAUUGAAACAAUUAUUAGCAUAAGAAUAACACUGUAGGACACCAUGCAUAGUGUAAACAUAUUGUUAUGUCUUACUGAUCAACUGUUAUAUACAAAAACAUCAAUUCAACCACAUCAAAUACACAAAAUGGUUGAAUGAUUGUGAAAUAUAACUUCUAGAUAUCGCUGACAUAUCAAAAUGCAAAUAUAUCUAUAUAAUAUUAAAUAUUUUUAAUGUUGUAGUUUACAGAAUUAUUACACUUAGUAGACGGUAUGUCAAAACUUCUAUUGAAAGAAAAAUUAUACAUUUCGUAUUUAAAGAAAAAUUAUUAGAAAAUUGCAAUUACUAAGAAAAGAAAAAAAAAAUGUUCUCUACACUGGUUAGCUUUAGUGGUGUGAUUCUAUAAUAUAAUAAAAUAUACUAAUAUUAUUUAAUAUAAUAUGAAUUUAACCUAUGAAAAUAUUAUUUAUUAUUAGUACCAAAUUCAGAGAUAAUUAAUCUGAAUACACAGAAUACUUAGAUAUCUAUUAAAUAAUAUUACUCCUUGUUAAUCUUAGUAUUUAAAAUGUUUUACCCAUCCAUUGAAAAACGCAUGUUUUUUUUGGUUGUGUGCUUCAAUUAUAUUUAAUAAACAGAUAUAGUGUAAAUAUUUUACUUCUUAAUGUAGGUAUCAUUUGCAUAAUAUAAUCAAGUAAUACAAACAUACUAUUACACAAGCUUUGCAUUUAUAAUUAUGAUUAAAAUAUAUAAUAUAAAUAAACUACCAAUAUUCUUUUUUAUUAAUUUUGGUUUUUUUUUUCAGUUCAAAAAUCAAAUGGAACAAUUAAAAUCUUUACAUGCCCGAAUAAAUCAUGUAAUCGAAAGUAUAAAUCACAAGGUAGUUAUUUCAACCACGUUCAAUAUGAAUGUGGUGGUCGUAAACAAUUUGUAUGUUGGAUUUGUAGUAAAAAAUUUAGCCAAAAAGGAACUUUAAAAAGUCAUCUUGGUAUUGUUCACAGCUAUUUGGCUAGUUAAAUAUGAAUACAUAAUAUUUAAAUCAUAAUAUAUUUUUUGUACCACAGAAAACAAACAAAUUUGUCUAUUAUAAUCCUUAAUCUUCCAAGUCUCUUCACAUAUAGAUCUGCAUAUAAUAUUGCUUUAUUCUCCAAUUGCAGGUAAAACCAAUUCUUCUAGUUUUCUAUCUUAAAUUUCCUUAAAAAUUCUCCACCCUCCUACUUCUUUCGUUAAUUUGUCCCUUUCUAUAGUUCUUUCUCUUCAACCAUUUUACUUGAGAAUCCCCCAAUUAUCUGGAUUAUGUGCACUGCUAAUAACAACUAUUCUUUUACUCUUAAUAUUUAACACUUUUAUACUUUUCACUAAUUACCAGUUAGGUUUUAUAUUAUUUUUAGUUUUUACAUACUCGAUUGUUGACUGUUAUUAUGUUCUUUACUUUUGAACUCGUCCCGUAAAUGUAUUGUAUUUAUAAAAAAAAAGUGUUGUAACUAUUGUAUUGUAUUUACCUAAAAUUAAUAUUGAUAAUAUAAUUUUUUGAAUAUAAAUCAAUGUAAGUAAAUAAUCACGAUUGAAUGUUAUUUUUGUGUAUAUAAUUGUUAAUAUAUAUUAGGUAUUUGUUAUUAUGAAUAUUCUUGAUAAUAGGCUUAUUUAUGAGGGAAAAGGAUGAAACGUUAAUGAAGUGGUAAACAAGUGAUAGAAUAAUAGUUUAGUGUGAUAAAAUUUUUCUACUUUUCUGGAUUCUAGGGUUAAAAAUCACUGAACUCAUCAUCUCAGCUAUCUACAAAAAAAUAUUUCUUAAUCCUGCUAUUGAUACAAAUUAAGUAUUCCUCUACAACAAAUUAAACAUGCAAAUUUUAACUUAUUUUAUCCUGAUUAAAAUUAUUAUAUUUUCCCUCAAACAAUUUUUCUAUUUAACACUUGGUAUUUAAGAGGUAUUUUAUGUCUAUUGAAUUUUUAAUAAUAAAUUAUAUUCAAUUCUAGCACGUUUAUUUAUUUAUUUGUACAAUGUAUAUAUUAACUUUUAUUAAUAAAUUAUACAAGUUAUAUCAAUGUUUUAUUUUUUGUAUAGCUUUUAUGCCUUCUUAUAAUAGUGUACACAAUACAAUUACACCAGGCCAGGAUUUUUCAUAUGCAUAACACUCGUUAAAUUAAUUAUUAAAUCUGGUUGUUUUUAUUUUUAAAAUAAUAAUUGAAAAAUGUACACUUGAUAUCCUGAAUAAUCUUAAUCCAGGCCUGGUCAACAUUAUAUAAUUGAAUUUUAAUUCAAUACCAUUAUUUUAUGUGUAUUUAUAAUCUAAUAAUUUUUCACAUUUAGAUAUUCAUUAUUUGGACAAGUGCACAUAUCAAUCAAAUUCAUCCAGAUAUACAUCAUAUAAGUUCACAUGCCCAAACUGUAACCGGAAAUACUCGCAUAAAUCCAGAUUAG